This is a messenger RNA of Parnassius mnemosyne (clouded apollo), 1419 nucleotides long. Lineage: Eukaryota; Metazoa; Arthropoda; Insecta; Lepidoptera; Papilionidae. The record is from the annotation of a GenBank genome assembly.
AUGGCGUUGCUUAUGCCGUUUGUGUCUGUUGCGGUUUCUAUACUUUACACGCCGUUUUUGCUUUUAAUAUUGUGUAUUAUAUUCUUAGCAUCAAUUGGAAAAUCUCUAGGCGUUCGGAGAUUAUAUGUGAACAUACUUUUGAAGCUUUUUGAGUAUGGCCGCCAGCACAUCGAAGUGGCCAAGAAACUGCAGAGACACGACAGCUCUGACGAGGAAGAUCCGCCCAUACCAGACGAUAAACCACCUUCAGCAAUUAUCAAGGAGAAUGGCCUUAAUGGUACAAAGAUGACAGUGAUAGAGAGGCAAGAAAUACUCGGUCCUUCUCCGGAGUUGAACUAUAGGAAGGACCAGAACGGUCACCGGACCGAGCAGGGUAUAGGCGAGACAAAUUUGGAGUUCCAUUUCUACCAUUGCAUGGACUUAGUCAAGGCCGGUAUGGAAUCCAUCAUCGAGGACCAGGUCACUUCCGUAUUCGAGGCUGAGGAGUUGAGAAGUUGGAACCUUCUAACUAGGACUAACAGACAGUACGAGUUUCUAACGUGGAGGCUAACCAUCAUAUGGAUGAUGGGCUUCGUGGUGCGGUACUUCUUCCUUCUACCCUUAAGGCUAUUGAUCUUCGUCAUUGGGGUUUGGUGGCUGAUUGUAAGCACGGCCUGCGUUGGGACUCUACCCGACGGUCCGUUCAAGCAACGGGUCAAUUAUGCGACUUCGAUCUUGAGCUUCAACUUCCUCUCGAGGUGUAUAUCGAUGGUGAUCACCUACCAUGAUGGUGACGUGAACAAGCCGAAGAACGGGAUAUGCGUGGCGAACCACACCAGCCCCAUCGACGUGCUGGUGCUGAUGUGCGAUAACUGUUACUCGUUGAUUGGUCAAAGGCACGACGGUUUCCUUGGGCUUUUGCAAAGGGCAUUAGCUAGGGCUUCGCCGCACAUUUGGUUCGAGAGAUCGGAAGUCAAAGAUCGACACGCGGUCGCCAGAAGACUAAAAGAACACAUAUCGGUGCCGGACAACCCCCCAAUCCUCAUAUUCCCUGAAGGCACCUGCAUAAACAACACCUCAGUUAUGCAAUUCAAGAAGGGAAGCUUCGAAGUCGGUGGCACCAUUUACCCAGUCGCAAUUAAAUACGACCCGCGAUUCGGCGACGCGUUCUGGAACAGUUCCCGAUACGGGAUGCUGCACUAUCUCCUCAACAUGAUGAGCUCGUGGGCGAUCGUCUGCGACGUGUGGUACCUGCCGCCGAUGCAUCGCGAUCCAAACGAGACGGCCGUGGACUUUGCGAACCGGGUCAAGGCCGUGGUAGCGAGGAGGGGUGGACUCGUCGAUCUCAUGUGGGACGGGCAAUUAAAACGAAUGAAAGCAAAGAAGGAAUGGCGGGAGUUACAACAAGAAGAGUUCAGCAAAAGACUGAAAAGGGAGUAG